This is a messenger RNA of Peronospora matthiolae, 507 nucleotides long. Lineage: Eukaryota; Oomycota; Peronosporomycetes; Peronosporales; Peronosporaceae. The record is from the annotation of a GenBank genome assembly.
AUGGUAGAGUUUGCCAUUAACAACUCGGUGCAUGCGUCCACGACACAUACACCGUUUUACGUGAAUGGCUUGCGCCAUCCGCGUGUACCCACCUUACUAGAGUUUAACUCUGAAGUCAUUGCGUUUGAUGCCGAUAUCGAUAACAUCGAUAUCGAAGAAGAUGAUGCCAGCGAGAGUGCGGAAGCCCUCACUGAAGAAGACGAUCCCAGUGAGAGUGCGGAAGCCCUCACUGAAGAAGACGAUCCCAGUGAGAGUGCGGAAGCCCUCACUGAAGAAAAGGUUGAUGUUGCUGCAGUGCGCUCACAGCGCACUGAAGCUAACGAGUCAUCAGAUGAGUUCAUACUGGCUCGUGAAACGGUAGUCCGUUUUGUGCAAGACUCCAUCGCCGAAGCUGUGGAUAAGCAAAAGCAAAACGCUGACAAGAAUGGAAGUGCCAACACUCUUUUAUUUAAUAAAGUAAACUUCUACCCAAGUACAUUGGCCCAUUUCGCGUAUUGCAUCGCCUAG